Messenger RNA from Chrysoperla carnea, 2141 nucleotides. Its product is annotated as BTB/POZ domain-containing protein 2-like. NCBI's taxonomy places the organism in Eukaryota, Metazoa, Arthropoda, Insecta, Neuroptera, Chrysopidae. The record is from RefSeq and is a predicted model, not a curated record. Gene Ontology annotation, molecular function: protein binding. The transcript is spliced from 3 exons. Gene Ontology annotation, biological process: neurogenesis. The coding region runs from base 333 to 1691 and encodes 452 amino acids. Gene Ontology annotation, cellular component: P-body; cytosol.
CAACCAUAAUGAUAAUAAUAAAAAAAUAUUUCUCAAUUAUCGCAAGCAAUAAUUUGAUUUUAAUAAUUAAGGUUAUGAGCACAGGGAAAUUAUCAUAGAAGUAAUAAUCUCUUUGAAAAUUAUUUUGGAUGCAUUCUCAUCAGAAUAUCAUUGUGUUAUAAAUCACGAUUCGCGAUCGAAUGUUAAUUUCACAAUCGCUGGAUUGUUGCUAUUAGCCACUUACCUCUCACAAGUAAAGUAAAUUUAUUUCACAGUUGUACAUAUUCACAGCCAGUUUAAAAAUAGGGAAGUUUUAUCUAAUAGAUAAAUAAAAUAUUUAUUACGAGUUUGAAAUGGGGGAAGUAAAUCCUACUUCAUCUAAUGCAACGAUAGCUUCAAAUGAUGGACUUGUAGACAAUUGGCAAGCUUCAAGAGAAAAAGUCAGUGAACGGUUUGGAUAUUUGUUUAACAAUGAAAAAUUAGCUGAUAUACAUUUCAUUGUGGGAAAGUGUACUAAACAACAACGGAUACCAGCACAUAAACUCGUUUUAUCUGCUGGGAGUGUUGUCUUUGAAGCAAUGUUUUCUGGUCCUUUAGCAACAACAUCCGAUGAAAUGGAAUUACCUGAUGUUGAACCACUAGCAUUUUUAACGUUUCUUAAAUUUAUUUAUUCGGAUGUAGUACAAAUAUGCCAAGAAACAGUAAUGUCCACUUUAUACAUAGCCAAAAAAUAUUAUGUGUCAGCUUUAGAACGGCAUUGUGUGGAUUUUUUAAAAAGUAACUUAAAUGCUAAUAAUGCUUUUUUGUUGUUAACGCAAGCCCGUUUAUUCGACGAACCACAGCUAGCAGAAUUAUGCUUAGAUACAAUUGAUAAAAACACAAAGGAUGCAAUUGCUGCGGAUGGAUUUACGGAUAUCGAUUUGGAUACAUUGAUUGUUGUAUUAGAACGUAACACAUUAUUAAUUGAGGAAUUCAAAUUAUUUGAAGCCAUUGAACGUUGGACGAAAGCAGAAUGUGCUAGGAAAAAAUUACCUUUAACAUCAGAAAGUAUGCGUUCUGUUUUAGGUCGAGCAUUUGGGUUAAUACGUUUCUUAUUGAUGUCUAUUGAAGAAUUUGCUUUUGGGCCAGCUAAAAGUGAUUUAUUGAAUGAUCGUGAAGUUAGGGAAAUGUUUCUAUACCUAACCAAAGUAAAUCCAAAACCAACUGAUGGAAUCUUAGAUGUGCCAAGAUGUGCUAUGACUGGUAAAGAAAAGUCCGUGAAUCGAUUUCCACAAGUUGUUGGGAAUUGGAGCUUUGCCACUCCCAUCAAUAGAUAUGAUUGUAUUCAAUUUUCGGUUGAUAAACGUAUUUUUGUCGUGGGUUUCGGUUUAUAUGGGUCGAUUAAUGGACCGGCCAUACAUGAGGUACACUUAAAUUUGAAAAGAUCAGUAACAGGUGUGGUACGUGGAUCGGAAAAAACUUCAUUAAGUAGCAAUGGCUCAAGUUCUCCAUACCGAGUGAUGUUCCAGAGCCCUAUUGAAAUAUUACCCAAUACAUUGUAUACGGCUAGUGUUAUAUCUAAGGGGCCAGCUACAUAUUCUGGAAUUAAUGGGAAGAGCACAAUUACAAUUGAUGGUUCAACUUUUCAAUUUUCUAAUAAGUUGGAAAUACAUUCCAAUAAUCUAACAAGUACAGAAAGUGGACAAAUACCGGAAAUUAUAUUUUAUUCGUGAACGCAGAAAGUAUUUACCUGAAUAUUUAUAUAUACUUUUUUGGGCAUGCAAAAUUGUUGUUUUCCAUGUAAUGUUGAAUGCACACCGCACGUGAUUAGCAACGGGUGACUAGCAAAUAUAGAAAGAUAUAUCACUGCAGUCUAUGAAAUUAUGAUUAAACUCUAAAUUUUUCAAUCAUCAUAAAUUUAUUAUACGCAGUUGCUAAUCGCUUAUCAUCCACCUCCUUGUGUGUGAAUUCAUCAUAAUGGCUUCUUCUGGUCGAUAAGCAGUCACAGUGAAUUAUAAUGUCUUACUAGACACUCUAUAAUUGACUACUUGAAAGUAAACGAUUGUCAUUUUGAUUCCUAGCGCUAUUUUUGGUCAAACAGUCAAUAAUUACGUACUUGUAAAAAGUUAUUGUGAUAAUGUAUUUUUUAAGAAAUGUAACAAUUAUAUGUAAAUAAAUGAAGU